Brassica napus (rape) is the source of this 2323-nucleotide messenger RNA. Its product is annotated as F-box protein At1g49360. The transcript has 5 exons. Gene Ontology annotation, molecular function: protein binding. The record is from RefSeq and is a predicted model, not a curated record. The coding region runs from base 487 to 1932 and encodes 481 amino acids. Lineage: Eukaryota; Viridiplantae; Streptophyta; Magnoliopsida; Brassicales; Brassicaceae.
UCAUUUCAUCCGUUGCUUACCUAAAUUUUCUUUUAGGCUGUUUCAUGUAUCACUCAUAUUCCAACCUCUCUCUCCAUUAUUAUUGUUAAUAAUAAUACUUAAUAACAAAAUUCAAUGUAUACAACAAAAUCAUUAUAUAUUAAUGAUGUCGAAUAAAAAAACUUAGAUUAUAGAAUUAUAAAAUACAUUAAAAAAAUUACAGUAAUAUCAAAAUUUUACAUCUAUAAAAUGAAAAUAGUAUCCACAUAGGCGUUUGCUUCUUCUUUUUAGGCUGUAACUUUAGAAAAGAAAUCACACUUGAUUGGUAAAAUUUUGAUGUAACUUUAAAUUUUAAAAUUAGAACUACAUAAUGAUUGGUUAGAUAUUUUACUUUAAACUCCAACCAAUCAACCACGUCAAUUUUAUUUCAUUAAACGUACAUGAAGUUAUUUGAAAUAGAUUUUGAACCGUAUUCACAUCAUUUUCGCCAACCUCGUCAAGAACACAAUGGCUUGCAGAGCGAGAGAACUUGUAUCGUUGUUUUUGUAUAAGAUUUGUAAUCCUAGAAGAUCAGAUUACAAAAUUGAGGAACAUGUGGGAGAAGAAGCAGAGGCAAAACUCAACAGGCUGAGAACAAGCACCCUAGUUCAUGAACUGGAAGCAGAUGCAGAACUCAAGAGGCUGAAAACACCUUUAAAGAAACCAGAAGCACAACUCAAUAUGUCUGAGGCAGAAGAACUCGAGAGUUUUAGAGCAAUCCUAGAGAGCAGUAGUGGAUCCUCUGAGAAGCAUAACCAAGAUUUUGUCCUUCCCGACGAUCUUGUACGUCUCAUAUUGCCCCGUCUUGCUAUGAAGGACAAUAUACGCUCUUCUGUUGUGUGCAAGACAUGGAGUGAAAUUGCUGCUGCCUCUGUCCGCCUUAAAGAUAAACCUUACUGGCUUAUGUAUCUUAUUACAUGUAAUAAUACCCGCGGGGGAGUCUCCUACGGUUUUUACGACCCUGUAGCGAAGAAGAAGACAAAGGCAAUGACUGUACCCGAGUUAUCCAUGGAUUCGAAAAUCUUUUGUUCCAAUGAUGGUUGGUUACUCAUCAAAGACUAUUCUCCACAUGGCAACCUUUGCUUCUUCAAUCCUUUUACCCGAGAGCGCAUAAACUUGCAUUUUCCUAAACACACGACAUUUGCUUUCACUUGUGCUCCUACAAAGAUGGGUUGUUUGCUGGUUGGUAUUGAAGGUUUCCCGGAUAGUGUUAGUGUAUACACCACCAUCAGCACUUGGCAUCCUGGUGCAGUUACAUGGGUACAUGAGGAGUUUCGUAACGAGAUUUCUUCUCACUCUAGGCACACACAAAACAUAAUACAUUCGGAUGGUCUCUUUUACAUGGCUACAGAAAUUGCGUUAGGGGUAUUCGAUCCAUCUGCGCGUACGUGGACCGUUCUCCCUAUGCAACCCAUCCUUGGCGUUGGCCCUCGGAUGAGAACAUUGAGGUGGAUGACUGAAUAUGCAGGACAGAUAUUUCUUGUAGAUGCAUCAUAUGUGGAGCCGGUGGUGUUUAGGCUUAACCAAGUGGAGUCGGUGUGGGAAAAGAAAUCAACACUGGAUGGCUGCUCAAUAUUUGUGAGCAAUGGGUCAUGCGUGAUAACCUCAGGGUCAAUGAGUAACAUUCUCUAUAUCUGGAAUAAUGAUAUCAACGGGAGGCGUCCAACCAAGUAUAUGUGUACCUUUAAACGUAAUCGCCCCUACAAGUAUUCUUUAUAUAACAGGAGUUUAUGUGAAGAUCCUGAAGGGUAUUACUUUGAAUAUCGGACAAGGAGGGAUAUAGAUGGUGUCUGGAUCGAGCCCCCCCAAGACGUCUCUAUCUAUGAUUUCUCCAUUAUUGAUCCCUCUGUUGCCAUAAAUACAUGUCUUUUUUUUUUGAAUUUUCAGCUUGAUCUAUUCCUCUUUAAGAUCUAAAGCUUUAUUUUUAUUGCAUCUUAUCAGAUAUGUUGUGUAUUGUGACAAUGAAGAGAUGACUAUGCUGUUUCUAUGUAACUAGAUACUUUUUUUGUUAAAAAUGGCUCUUUGGAUUUUGAUUAGUGAUGUUCAGAGAGGAGCAGCCACUUGUGUAGGACAUUUUCCUGGAAAUAGCAAUAACAUGUACACACACAGCUACUUCACAAGCACAAUCUAUCACCGUUGACUUUAGACUAAAGAUUUUUUAGUCAGUAAGACUUCACAAGCACACUAUACAACAAACAUUACAAGGAACACGUAAGAUCUAAAAUGAUAACAGAUGACUUAACAUAAGACAAACAAACUAGAAUAGUUACUUUGCAAAAAUAAAAACUGAACAAUUGGCCAUUCA